AGUCAAAGGGCUUCCACUCCGUGCGAUUGGAAAUGCUCAAUUCACCUAUGAUGGAGCUCCGGAAAGCCGCGGACGCUUUACUGCGCUCCCAAGCGUCUCCGUUGGCGCAGAUUCUCGCACCCUCGACAUCGACAAGAUGGGCGACGUCUUCCAUGAGACUCUCACAGCGGGCCUUCUCAUCCUCUACUAGACGAUACAUCGCAGACUCGAACCAAACAAACCCAACCUUAGCGCCUACCAAUGCCAACCGUGGCACCCAGAACUCUCCUGACUCCCAGGCCAGCUCCCAGGGCUGGGCCGCCGGUGGACGCAGCAACCGCUCCUCUUCGCGCAUCCUCCCCUCGAAAUCGUCCGAAAGCGCCGACGCCGAUGCAUGGGAUAGCGGUAUUAGCAGCAACAGCGCUGCUCAGGAUCUCCUGACAGGCUUCAACGCUGGCCGCAAAGAGCGCGGAGCCAACUCCCCACUCAACAACAGGAAGUCGAUAAACCUGGACCGCAUGCUGUCCCCUAACGUUAGCGACAGCGAUCUUAAGGAUGUGAUUAGCAACCUGACUGCGUCCGUCACCGCUCCUGUGCCACCGAAGCCCGCGUUGCGGCUGAAUGCGAGGACCGGCAGGUCGGUUGUUGUGGCUGGAGGUGUUGAUAUUGGACGGAGCUUUAAUUUGUUGGGGAUGAGCUGUUCUAGGAAUAGGGUCAGGCAGGACUUCAACCGCCAGAGGUUCCACGAGAGAGGCGGCCUGAAGAGGAAGAGACUAAAGAGAGAGAGGUGGCAGAAGAGGUUCAUGGCUGGGUUCAGGGCAACUGUUUCGAGAGUUAAGGAGAUGAAGAGGCAGGGCUGGUAGAUCCUGUAUUUGUAUAUUAUGGAACAUGUAUUGUAAGUGUGAUUUUAUGGUUGGCCUACGACAAGGAGUGUCUUGAUGUGAAGUUUAAAUAUCGAUAAGUUUUGUAUGGUCAUCUCGGCCUUGUAUAACUACACACUGUCUUACACCUUCCUACUA
This is a messenger RNA of Pseudogymnoascus destructans, 998 nucleotides long. RefSeq lists its product as uncharacterized. Lineage: Eukaryota; Fungi; Ascomycota; Leotiomycetes; Thelebolales; Thelebolaceae. Gene Ontology annotation, cellular component: mitochondrial small ribosomal subunit; ribosome. The record is from RefSeq and is a predicted model, not a curated record. Gene Ontology annotation, biological process: translation; mitochondrial translational initiation. The transcript is spliced from 2 exons. Bases 33 to 842 code for a protein of 269 amino acids. Gene Ontology annotation, molecular function: structural constituent of ribosome.